AUUAUUUUUUAAAACCUCACAAAUCACUUAGAUAUUUCCAUUUUGCACAUGUAUGCACAUUAUGAUUAGUUUUAUUAGAUUUAAAAGUCAAAUUAAUUAAGUGAUUAUCAUCUCAAUAUAUGUCCCAAAAACAUUUAUAAACCGGUGUCAGGGGGAAUUUAGUAUAAAUUCUGAAUUUGCCUGAGUAUCCAAGCUCACGCAAUCCAAUUAUAUAGUAGGAUAAUAUACAUCUUUUACAUCCACAUUAAUAUCUUUUUCAAACCAUUUUUAAAAUUGAACUAUAGUUAAUUUACAAUGUUGUGUUAGUUUCAGGUGUACAGCAAAGUGAUUCCGUUUAUAUAUACAUUCUUUUUCAGAUUUUUUCCAUUAUAGGUUACUAUAAAAUAUUGAAUAUAGUUCCCUGUGCUAUACAGUAGGUCCUUGUUUAUCUAUUUUAUAUUAUAGGAGUGUGUAUAUGUUAAUCCAAAACUCCUAAUUUAUCCCCCACCCGAUCCCCUUUGGUAACCAUAAGUUUGUUUUCUAUGUCUGUGAGCAUAUCAAUAUCUUUUAAUAUGCUGUAAUAAAUUAUUCUGCAGAAAACAGCCAAAUUAUUUGCACAGUAAAAUUUCAGGUCUGAAAUAAUAUUAGGACCUGCUAGUUUGUCCCAACUUGCUUAACAGCUAAAAUAAAAUGAAUAUACUCAGUUGAAUACAUUCAAUCAGCAUUGUGCAAAAUUGCCACACAUCUUGACAAAGCGAACUUUUCUGACACUAAACGUCUAAAUAUCUUAAAAUUUCAAGACCAACAUAUUCACACAAGUGAUUUCUAGUAAUUUAAAAACCUUGGUUCAGUUUUUGGUAAUGUAAGCUGCUCGCUGAUAUGGGAAAGGAUGAACCAAGCCAUCCGCCCACCCCCACCUUGUUAUUCUUUUGGGGACAGCCCGGCCACUCCAGAUGGUGUAUUAGUGUUGGACAUAGCUUUGGAGAAACUUCCAACAGACGAAGGCUGUAAUGUCAGGAUUUUGCCGUGCGUCGUCCCCCUUCCCCCCUGCAGUUCCCAGGGUAGGAAGGUGCUGAGAUGGAAGCCGAGGGACGCCCGCCCACCUGCCACCACCUGUUUGCCUCCUUCAGCCCUCUGCUAUAAAUUCUCCUCCUUCAAAGAUUCAUCCAGCACUCUCCGACAGCUACUGCGGAAGAAGCGCUCCUUUCCUCUCUGAGCUUGGGGAAAGAUUUUGUCUUCCAGAAAAGAAGUCUCGGGCUUUCCCAGAGGACUUGAAAGACAUAUCCCCGAACCAGCGACACCAAUUCUGCUGCAGGAAAGUUCCCUUCUCUUUUUCAAUUUCACGUUGGGAAAAUGACUUUCUCUUCCACAUCUCAAUUUCCCCUAAACUUUGGCAAGUGAAGAGACAUCAAUCUGGUUAUCCAAUAGGACAGAGGGCGGGGCCCCGCACUCCCACUACAAACUUCGAUUCCACACGGUUGCUUUGUGCAUGACUUAUUUGCUACGAAGAGCCAAGUUGCAGAGCGGCUCCAUAUACCAGCCCACGCACAGGUCCUGAGCAGACCAGAGAGCUCGCCUCCUCCCUCUGUCCAGCGGGGGAUGAAGUCCUGCAAGCCCAGCAACCCGGCGGCGGGAGCGCGUGGCGCGCCCCCGUGCGUGGGCGGCGCCGAGUGCGCGGGUACGUGCGCCGGGGAGGGGCGGCUGGAGAGCGCGGCGCGCAGGCGCCUAGCGGCCAACGCGCGCGAGCGUCGCCGCAUGCAGGGGCUCAACACGGCUUUCGACCGUCUGCGCAGGGUGGUACCCCAAUGGGGCCAGGAUAAAAAACUGUCCAAGUACGAGACCCUGCAGAUGGCGCUGAGCUACAUCAUGGCUCUGACCCGCAUCCUGGCCGAGGCAGAGCGAUUCGGCUCCGAGCGGGACUGGGUCAAUCUCCACUGUGAGCACUUCGGCCGAGACCACUACCUUCCGUUCGCGGGCGCGAAGCUGCCGGGCGAGAGCGAGCCCUACGGCCAAAGGCUCUUCGGCUUCCAGCCCGAGCCCUUCCAGAUGGCCAGUUAGGACGCGCGACCCUGCCGGAAUGAGACGCCCAGUGAUCCGCGCUCUGGAGCCGUAACCUUCCCCCAAGUAGCUGGUUGGGUUAUCGGUGGCGUAGGAUGCAUUCUUAGAAUAAAAUUAGCAAAUUUCCAGGUUACUUUUAUUCGCAUCCCCAGUCCUAGGGACGCAAUGACUUUAUUGCUUUUCUUUUAUUCCUCCUUAGUAUGUUGUAGAUUUCAUUAAUGGAUCUUGGAAUGGUUUUGAUUGCUGAAAGUAAUGCCCCCUCCCCCUUUUCUGGACUACCUUGAGAGAAAACAAUCUUAAGAAAAAUAGGAUUAGGUUAUACUGCAGGUUUAGCCCUUACUUUCUUAAACUUUGUAAGUUUGUCCUGUUAGGGUGAAGUUACAGUAUCUAUUACUUGUGUAUACUUAAUAGAGAGCUGCCUUCCUGUCUUGUAAAUGCAGUUAUGCUUAGUGCAUUGUGUGUGCAUGCAUGAAGUAGUAGAAAGUUUUCUUCUUUUUUUUGGUAGAGUACAUGGGCGUGAGUGCUCUGUAUUUUUAAAACUGUGUAUACAUUAUUAAAAUAUAGAUUUUGUAAAAUAUAAUUAAAAA
Messenger RNA from Orcinus orca (killer whale), 2624 nucleotides. It is a transcript of the gene ATOH7, whose product is annotated as atonal bHLH transcription factor 7. Bases 1579 to 2037 code for a protein of 152 amino acids. Gene Ontology annotation, molecular function: protein dimerization activity. The transcript has a single exon. Gene Ontology annotation, biological process: neural retina development; regulation of DNA-templated transcription. The record is from RefSeq and is a predicted model, not a curated record. NCBI's taxonomy places the organism in Eukaryota, Metazoa, Chordata, Mammalia, Artiodactyla, Delphinidae.